AUGAUUCCGCAGGUUGUGAUCGACAAAGUGCUAUCAAAAGCGCGGGAAACUGCGUCACAUAGUUGGGAGUACGGCACCGUGUUUGAAGCAUUACUCGAGUACAAGGAUCCUCAGCACAGCAUCUUCCAUAACCCGUUUCCACAGGGCGAGAUACCGGAAUUACAGGUUGAGGAUGUAGAAGCGAUGCAAUAUGUGAGACCGUUCAUACAGACGAGUAGCACGAGAUUGUGUGACGGCAAUGCGCCUGGCAAUCCUUACCUCUCCGCUGUAAAUCGCCAGCUGCACGACCUGCUCUCCACCACGCCCAGAUACAGGAAUGGCGCGAUAUCGCAUCGCGAUGCGUACCCUUCUUUGUGGGCAGACUUCAUCUACAUGGUGCCGCCUGCUCUUGCAUACCACGGUGUCUUCACCUCAGACAUAGGCAUGGUGAAAGAGAGUGUACGGCAGUGUCAGCUAUACUGGGAGGUGCUGGGUACGUCGAAAGGGUAUUGGCGACACAUCGCCAAUGCCGAGGGCACACACAGCGUAAAGAGCGAUGACGGCGCAUGGUGUACGAGCAAUGCCUGGGCUGCAGCUGGGAUGACUAGGGUGCUAGCAACAUUGCGCAAAUCUCAAUAUGAACCGGAAACCGCUGAUGAGCAGAAGACGCUACUAGAUAUGACCAAAGGCAUUCUUGACGGCGCGAUAGAGGCUGAUACUGAUGCAUCCGGCCUGUUGCGCAACUAUCUCGAUGACGAGACAUGGUUUGCAGAGGUUGCUGGGACGGCGUUAAUGGCAGCUACGGUCUUCAGGAUGGCGGUCCUCGAGCCUGGCACGUUCGGCGAACGGUACGUAGGAUGGUCGAAGCGUAAGCUGGAGUCUGUCAGUCGCCAUGUAGAUGAGGAUACUGGUGUUGUGGCGCCUGUCGUCAACUCCUUAAAGGAAGGUCAGCGGACGCCGCUCAACGGCAUCAAUCCGGAGGGACAAGCUUUUGUAGUGUUGCUAUACGCUGCAUGGAGAGACUGGAGGACUGUUGCAGAUAAUGCAUCAAUCGCGAUGACCGGAUGA
Alternaria hordeiaustralica is the source of this 1047-nucleotide messenger RNA. RefSeq lists its product as uncharacterized. Gene Ontology annotation, biological process: carbohydrate metabolic process. The transcript has 2 exons. The record is from RefSeq and is a predicted model, not a curated record. The coding region runs from base 1 to 1047 and encodes 348 amino acids. NCBI's taxonomy places the organism in Eukaryota, Fungi, Ascomycota, Dothideomycetes, Pleosporales, Pleosporaceae.